Molecule: messenger RNA, 1152 nt
Organism: Theobroma umbraticum
Lineage: Eukaryota; Viridiplantae; Streptophyta; Magnoliopsida; Malvales; Malvaceae
Product: S-adenosyl-methionine 4-1-methyl-2-pyrrolidinyl-3-oxobutanic acid methyltransferase-like
Molecular function (GO): methyltransferase activity
Source: RefSeq, a predicted model, not a curated record
GAGAAGAGCUUUAUUCUAUUUCUUAUAGCAACAAUGAAGGUAGAGCAAGUCCUUCGCAUGAACGGGGGAGUGGGAAAAGACAGCUAUGCAAACAAUUCCUCUCUUCAGAGGACUGUGAUAUCCAUGGUGAAGCCAAUACUUGGAGAAAGCAUAGUAGAGCUUUACUGUGCAAUGUUGCCAGAGUGCUUGAAGAUUGCAGAUUUAGGUUGCUCCACUGGACCCAACACUCUUUCAGUGGUUGCUGAGAUCAUAGACAUCAUCGAUGAAACAUGCCAAAGAUUAAAGUAUGCCCCUCCUUCUUUGCAAGCAUUCUUGAAUGAUCUUCCUGGAAAUGAUUUCAACACCAUUUUUAAGUCAUUGCCAAGUUUUUAUGAGAGGCUGGACCGAGAGAAAGGACAUGAGUACUUGGGCAAGUGCUUCAUAGCAGGAGCUCCUGGGUCUUUCUAUGGGAGACUUUUUCCUAAUAACUGCUUGCACUUUGUUCAUUCUUCUUAUGCCAUCAUGUGGCUUUCUGAGGCACCCAAAGAGUUGGGUACUGAAACGGGGCCAGCUGCAUCCAACAAGGGAAACAUUUGCGUGGCAAAAACGAGCCUCCCCCACGUGUUUGAAGCAUACUUGGAGCAAUUCAAAAGAGACUUCGCACUGUUUCUGAGGUGUCGUGCUGAUGAGAUAGUCCCUGGAGGCCGGCUGCUCCUAACUACCAUGGGCAGCAUCAGGAGCGAUGAUCCCCUUACCAUCUGGGAAUUUGUUGGAUUGAAACUAAAUGAAAUGGUGUCCGAGGGCUUGAUUGAAGAAGAAAAAUUGGAGUCUUUCAAUUUACCGUACUAUGCAGCUACUACAGAAGAAGUUAAGGAAGUGAUUGAAGUAGAGGGAUCCUUCACUCUGCAAAGGCUUGAGGUUUUCAAUAUGGAUUGGGACGCUUACAUAAAGAAAGCUGACAGCAACCUGGAUAAGACAGCAAGAGCAGCAAUCAUUGCUAAGGACAUUAGAGCGGUUGGUGAACCCAUACUAGCUAGCCAAUUUGGGGAAGACAUCAUGGACGAUUUGUUUCACAGGUUUCAAGAGGAUGUCCUUCAGUACAUGGACGCACAUAAAUGUCAGUACAUUAACAUAGUUAUGUCCUUGACAAAGAUGGAAAAUUGAAAGGUUAAA